AUGAUAUCAAAACUAGUACUUCUUAGACAUGGCGAAAGCAUUUGGAACGCUGAAAAUAAAUUUUGCGGCUGGGCAGACCAACCUCUCUCAAAAAAGGGUAUUGAAGAAGCAGAAUUUGCUGCUAAAUGCCUUCUUGAUGAAAAUAUAAUGUUUGAUAUUGUAUAUACAUCAGUCCUUGAUCGGGCAAUUAAGACGGCUGACAUAGUACUAAAACAUACCAACCAGAUGGAUUUGCCAAGAUUCUCUUCCUGGAGAUUAAACGAACGUCACUAUGGAGCGCUACAAAAGUUAAACAAAGCUGAGACCGCUGCUAAGUAUGGAGACGAACAGGUUAAAAUAUGGCGCCGAUCCUACGACAUCCCUCCUCCACCAAUUGACGAAAGUAGCGAAUUUUACCCAGGAAAAGACCCCAAGUACAGUGAGAUUCCAAAGGAAGAAAUCCCAGUUGGAGAAAGUUUGAAGAUGACUAUUGAUAGAGUCAAGCCUUAUUGGUUAUGUGAAAUACUGCCAAAGCUAAAUGAAGGCAGGAAUGUACUAGUCGUGGCUCACGGUAAUAGUUUGAGAGGAAUAGUAAAGAUACUUGAAGAUAUCUCAGAAACUGAAUUACUAGAUUUGAAUAUUCCCACUGCUGCACCCUUGCAUUAUAAACUGGAUAAUGGGAAAGUUUUGGAAAAGAGGUACAUUAUGCCAGAGACGCUGUUGCAGGAAAAGAUUUUAGCGGUGGCAAACCAAGGCAAAUCAAAGUAA
This is a messenger RNA of Babesia microti strain RI, 747 nucleotides long. Its product is annotated as phosphoglycerate mutase. The transcript is spliced from 3 exons. Gene Ontology annotation, biological process: glycolytic process. The record is from RefSeq and is a predicted model, not a curated record. The coding region runs from base 1 to 747 and encodes 248 amino acids. NCBI's taxonomy places the organism in Eukaryota, Apicomplexa, Aconoidasida, Piroplasmida, Babesiidae. Gene Ontology annotation, molecular function: intramolecular phosphotransferase activity.